Molecule: messenger RNA, 497 nt
Organism: Paramecium tetraurelia
Lineage: Eukaryota; Ciliophora; Oligohymenophorea; Peniculida; Parameciidae
Exons: 2
Source: RefSeq, a predicted model, not a curated record
AAAAAUUUUAGACGAAACAAUAAUCAGUCAAAUAGACCCUUUAGAAAUAACAGAAGACCUAGAUCAAAUUUCUAGAGGAAAUUCAGCAGAGAUGAUAAUGAUCGUGAUAACAAUAAUCAAUGUAAAUGGCAUUUUAUAGACUAUCCAUUAUAUAGCAGAUAGAAGACCAUUCAAAAGAAGUUUUAGAUUCAAGAAGUCAGGUAAAUUUGAUUCAUUCAGGACUGGCAAAAGAAGAUUCAGAAAGCUGUCUGAAAACAAAGGUGAAAAUUUAGAAAAUAAAUUGGACAAACAAUUAGAAUAAUAUAAGAGUGGACAAUAAGUAGUAGGAAAUAGUGCAUCUUCUAAAUUAGACAAUGCUUUAGACUCAUAUUUCUCUAGGAAAGGAUCGAAUACAAAAGAAAAUAAUUUAGAUAGAGAAUUAGAAAGUUAUUGGAAAAAAAAUAAUUGAUAAAUGUUAAAAUAUUCAAUAUAAUCAAAAGAUAUAUAACACAAGAACA